Indicator indicator is the source of this 1143-nucleotide messenger RNA. RefSeq names its product platelet activating factor acetylhydrolase 2 (gene PAFAH2). The record is from RefSeq and is a predicted model, not a curated record. Lineage: Eukaryota; Metazoa; Chordata; Aves; Piciformes; Indicatoridae. The transcript is spliced from 10 exons. Gene Ontology annotation, molecular function: 1-alkyl-2-acetylglycerophosphocholine esterase activity. Bases 1 to 1143 code for a protein of 380 amino acids.
AUGGGGGGGGCACAGUCGUUGGCAAUGCCCCCGGGGAAGGGACCUCACCAGGUGGGCUGCACGGAUGUCAUGGUGGGGCACACGCAGCAGGGACUCUUCUUCCGCCUCUUCUACCCCUGUGUGCCGCGGGCCGGUGCCGAGCGGCCGCUCUGGAUCCCGCGCCGAGAGUACUUCUCUGGGCUGGCCGAUGCCACCCAGCGCAGCCGGCGCUGGUUCGCCCCCCUGGUCAGCCUGGCCCUCGGCUCCUGCCGUGUGCCAGUGAGCUGGAAUGGGCCCUUCAAGCCCUGCAGCAGGGCAUACCCACUGAUCAUCUUCUCCCAUGGCCUGGGAGCCUUCCGGACCCUGUACUCCUCGGUCUGCUCGGAGCUGGCAUCCUGGGGCUUUGUGGUGGCAUCGCUGGAGCACAGGGACCAUUCUGCCUCCACAACCUACUUCUGCAGAGCAGAGCCUGGCAGAGAGGAGUGGAUCCCUUUCCAGCAGGUGCCCCAGGGGCAGAAGGAGUUCUACUUCCGAAAAAAGCAGAUCCACCAGCGAGCAGAGGAAUGUGUGCGAGUGCUGCAGCUCCUCCGGGGCAUCAGCCACGGUGAAUCCGUCCCCAACGUCCUGCACCAGGACUUCGACCUCUCUGUGCUGAAGGACAGCAUCGAUGCGACCAAGGUGGCUGCCGUAGGCCAUUCCUUCGGCGGGGUGACAGCAGUGCUGGCCUUGGUGAAAGAGCCCAGCUUCAGGUGUGCGGUGGCUCUCGACGCCUGGAUGUUCCCCCUGGAGAAUGCUCUGUACCCGGAGGUGCCCAAGCCUGUGCUCUUCAUCAACACUGAGACGUUCCAGACGCCAGACAGCAUUGCCAGGAUGAAGAGGCUGAGCUCCAGAAACAGCCAGACGAAAAUUAUCACCAUCCUAGGCACUGUGCACCAGAGCCACACCGACUUCAGCUUCCUCACUGGGAAGCUCAUCAGCCUCAUCUUCAAAGCAAGAGGGACUCUGGACCCCUACAAGUGUCUGGACAUCACCAGCCAGGCAGCUCUGGCCUUCCUGCAGAGGCAUCUCGACCUGGAAGAGGACUUCAGUCAGUGGGAAAAGCUCCUGGAAGGCAUUGGAGACUCGCUGGUUCCAGGGGCACCUUUCACCCACUCCCACCUGUAG